CGGCGCCCUGAGGGGAGCGGCGCCCUGAGGGAAAUGGCGGGUACGGCGCUUCCAAGGAUUCCUUGGAAUUUUCCCGCUCUCUGCUGGCUCCUGGCUGUGCCCAUUCCCGGUUCCCUGAGUCUGGAAUGCCGGGAGCACCAAUACCGCUUCCAUGAUAAAUGCUGCAGCGACUGCCCCCCCGGGCAGAGGAUGCGGCGGCGCUGCACGGCCUGGGCCGACACCGAGUGCUCGCCGUGCCAGGACGGCUACUUCAGCUCGCAGCACCACCACGGCUUCUGCCGGAGCUGCACCGUCUGCCAGACCUGGCGGGGCAGUGAGGAGGUGAAGCCGUGCGAGAGGAGCUCGGACCGGCGCUGCCAGUGCCGGGCGGGGUUCGCGCCCAGCGGGAAUGCUGAGGGGAGCGAGUGCUCCCGAUGUCCUGAAGGAACUUUCUCCAGAGGAGGGAACGAGAACUGCCAGCCUUGGACCAACUGCAGCUUUUUUGGGAAGAGCACGCUCCGAGCUGGCUCGGCAACGGAGGAUGCCCUGUGCAGCAGCCCUGGCCUGGAUCCCAUUCCCACGGGAUUCCUGGAAAACAGGGAUCCCGUUCCCACGGCGUUCCCGGAAAACAGGGAUUCCGUUCCCACAGCAUUCCCAGAGAGCAGCUCCAACACGUCCGGUCCCAGGGAGAUUCCCGCGGUUUGUCAGAAUCCCGGCAGCCCCGCGGAGCCUGGCUGGGGUUCUUUGUCCCUGUUCCUGCUGUGCCUGGUCCUGCUGACGGUGAGCGGAAUUUCCAUCCUGCUCCUGCUCAUCCAGGCAGCCCGGAAAAAAACCAGGAAUGGGCCUGGGAGGAGCAUCCAGCACAAGGAGGGGAGCUGCCGGAUUCCUGUCCAGGAGGAGCACCUGGACCCCAAUUCCAGCCUCACCAAGAACUGAUGCCGUUCCCAGCCCUUCCUGGCCUCUCAGAGCCCGGGAAUUCCUGAGGAGUUAAUUGGAGGCCGCUUGAACCCUUCCAUUAACUCAGCGUCUCCCUUGGGAAUUUGGGAGAAUUCCCGAGGGAAUUCUGGGGGGAGUUUUCCCCCCUUUUUGGGCGAAUCCUUGCUCAGAUCCCUGAAAAUGUUCUGGGGAUGAAUUUCUGCUGGAAUUCCCAGCUGGGAAAUCAUGGAAAUCCCGGAGCAGGUGAAACCUGGAACGGCUCCGGGAAGAGAAAAUCCUUGGAUGCUCCUGCUGAGGGGAAAAUGGGAAUUCUCAACCCAAUCCUGGGAUUUUGGGGUUGGAUUUGAACCCAGCUUGUGCUGCCUAAACCUGGGCUCAGUUUGGGGCCCAGAGCUGCAGAAAUCUUGGGCUGAGCACUUCAAAUGCCCCAGGUUUGAUGGAAAAAAGGAAUUUUACUCCUUUAGAGGUUUAAAAUCCUCUCAUAUUUCAUGAAAAAAAAAUUAAUUUUAUUCCUUUAAAGGUUUCAAGUCCUC
This is a messenger RNA of Pseudopodoces humilis (Tibetan ground-tit), 1448 nucleotides long. RefSeq names its product TNF receptor superfamily member 4 (gene TNFRSF4). Gene Ontology annotation, biological process: inflammatory response. NCBI's taxonomy places the organism in Eukaryota, Metazoa, Chordata, Aves, Passeriformes, Paridae. Gene Ontology annotation, molecular function: tumor necrosis factor receptor activity; protein binding. The record is from RefSeq and is a predicted model, not a curated record.